Messenger RNA from Stylophora pistillata, 2262 nucleotides. RefSeq names its product maltase 1. NCBI's taxonomy places the organism in Eukaryota, Metazoa, Cnidaria, Anthozoa, Scleractinia, Pocilloporidae. Gene Ontology annotation, biological process: carbohydrate metabolic process. The record is from RefSeq and is a predicted model, not a curated record.
CUGGUAUCGCCUGGGAGAAAUCAGCUCUUGAAAAUGGUUGUCGAAGGGUUAGGUGACGUCUGGCCUUUGAUUGUGGCGUUUUUAGCGGCAGUUAUCUUUAACACAGUGAUAUUUGCUCUAUUUAAGGGAUAUAAAACGAGGAAAGAACAGGAUGAGUGGAGAAAAUGGUGGAAAGAGAACGUAAUUUAUCAUAUAUAUCCUCGAUCUUUUCAAGACUCGAGUGGCGAUGGAAAUGGCGACUUACGAGGGAUAAUGAACAGGCUUGAUUAUUUUGAAUACCUGGGGAUCAAAAUCUUAUACCUAAGCCCAAUAUUCAAAUCUCCCAUGGUGGACAAUGGCUAUGACAUCUCAGACUUCACAGACAUCGAUCCCCUCUUUGGGGAUAUGAAUGACUUUGAUGAGCUCUUAAAAGCGAUUCAUAUAAGGGACAUGAAACUUGUACUGGAUUUUGUACCUAACCAUACUUCAGAUGAACACCCGUGGUUUCUUGAGAGUCGCUGUAGUAGACAGAGUCCCAAAAGAGACUGGUACGUCUGGAGUGACCCCUCCCCAGGGGGUGGGGUACCAAAUAACUGGGUCAGUGUAUUUGGGGGAAGUGCAUGGAGCUAUGAUGCUACAACAGGACAGUAUUAUUUGCACCAGUUUUGUCCUGAGCAACCCGAUCUGAACCUCAGAAACACUGAGGUGCGCCAAGCUUUAAAGGAAGUGUUGAUGUUCUGGCUUAACAAAGGAGUCGAUGGAUUUAGAGUUGAUGCAGUUCCUCAUCUUGUUGAGGAUUCAAGAUUUCUGGAUGAACCUACCAAGCCUGAGUAUGACCCCUUACGGCCCAACUAUGAUCACAUGGAACACAUUUACACGAAAAACUUGGAGGAUAAUCACAAAAUUGUUCAGGAAUGGAGAUCACUUCUUGAUCAGUACAAGUUGCCCUACAGAAUACUCAUAGGGGAGAUAAUGGCAGAUCUUCCAGAUGUUAUGAAGUAUUAUGGUGGAAGAUACAGUGAGUUUGAUUUUCCUUUCAACUUUGGGUUUUUGGGACUAAAUGAAUCCUCAACUGCACAAGAUGUGUAUAAAGUGAUCUCUGAUUACCUUGGUGCCCUUCCUAAGGGGAAGUGGCCCAACUGGGUAUUGGGAAACCAUGAUGUAUCCAGAAUUGGUACUAAAGUUGGCCAUGAGUACUCCCGCUCACUGAACGUCCUCCUUCUUACACUUCCUGGAACUGCUGUUACUUAUUAUGGGGAAGAAAUUGGAAUGACAGAUGCUGAAGUGCCUCUUAAAACAAGCAAAGACUUCCGUGAUCCUCAACGAUCACCUAUGCAGUGGUGCAGUAAAGAAAAUGCAGGUUUUACCACUGGAAUGAAACCAUGGUUACCUGUUGCAGAAAAUUUCAAAACUGUGAAUGUAGAGGAGCAAAUGGCAGAUGCAACUUCAGCUUUACAGCUGUAUCGGGAACUGCUGAGGUUAAGGUCGUUAUCACAAUGCCUUGGAUUCAAAAUUGUUCAUGUAGACACCUCAAUUCUUGCUUAUACCAGGUCAGCAAAAUACUGCAAGUUUCUCAUUAUAGUUAACUUUGGGCAGGAGAGUUGGACAGGGUCACUCAAUAACAUGAGUGGUUCAGGAAUUGUUGAAGUUGACAGUGAAAUGAAGAUAAGGGGAGCACAUAUUCUUUUUGAUAACAUCAAACUAAAUAAAGCUCAGGCUCUUGUUUUGAAAAUACAGUAAGACACUACAUGUAUCCAAUCAUUUUAUUCUCCUUUCAAAUGUAUUCAUAACUACGUUUAGCUAUCUGACUUAGUAUAAUCUAUAAAGAAUGUUUAACUGUAGUAGGUAUGUGUGCAUUGAAUAAAACUGGAUUAGAAAGAUCCACCCUUGGAGCAUUUUAUUCACAAACAACCAUAUCACUAAAAUAUUCAAAUGCAUGUAUUAGUUUCUAAAAAUAAAAAUGUUGUAAUAGGAUAAAAUCCUUUGAACAAGUGAGAUUUAUACCCAGUGAGCAAACUCUCAUAGAUGCUGCAGCAAAAAGAAAUGGGUGGCCCUUGGUGGCUUGCUGCUCUAUAAUGCUCGCUUUCAGGUCAGUUACUUAUGAAUUGAAAUAACAUGUUCUAAGAGCCUGUUGCUAGAACACUGCUAUCUGCAAAUUGUAUUUCCUUGAUUGAAAUAGUUGCUAUUUGUUGUUCAAAUUUAAUAUAAUUUAAAACCAUAAAUGUUACUGUUAGAACCAUUUGGCAAGAAAUGUAAUUUUGUAAAUAAAAGUGCUAAAAUGUA